AUGGUUAUUCCGGAACUUGCUGCUCUUUUAACAGUUCUUCCAGCCGGUUUAGUGGCUUUUUAUGUGUGGCUUCUUAAAUCUCGUAAAGGUAGUUUACCUAUCACCAAUGAUGAAUGUGCUUUUGACAAAAAUAAAUAUGGUCAUAUUCUUAAUUUUGAUAAAUACUGCCUCUACAUUCAUGAAAAACCAACUUUAAUUAUAAGUGGUGAAUUUCAUUAUUUUCGUAUUCCGGAUAAAUCUCGUUGGGAGAGUAUUUUAAAAAAAUAUCGAGCUGGAGGGUUUAAUUGUGUACGACUUUAUUUUCAUUGGGGUUAUCAUAGUCCUGAUGAAGGAAUUUAUAAUUUUGAUGAUAAUAGAGAUAUUGAUUAUUUAUUAAAUUUAUGUGAAAAUUUAAAUCUUUACGUUCUUGCUGCUCCUGGUCCUUAUAUUUGUACUGAAACUCAAGCUGGUGGUUUUCCUUUCUGGGUUUUAGAAAAAGUUAAAAGAGUACGUCAUAUGUUAUAUACUGGAUUUAAAAAAUAUGAUCCGGAAUUUUCUGCUUAUCAAAAACAAUGGUUCGAGAAAAUUCUUCCUAUUAUAGCUAAACAUCAAAUAACUGAAAAACAAGGUGGUUGUGUUAUUGCUGUUCAAAUUGAAAAUGAAUUAUUUGAAAAGGUUAUAAAUAUUCCUUUCGGUUUACACGAUGAGAUGAAGUUCUUAUGUAAAGUAGCUAGAGAUUGUGAAAUUAAUGUACCACUAUUUACGAAUGAUCCAAAUGAAGUAGGUUCUUUUAUUAUUAAACCUUCGUCUAAUUUCCUUAAUCGUGGAAGUUUUGGUCUGGAUCUUUAUGGAUUUGAUAAAUACUUUGUAUUUGUCCCCGCUAGUAGUCCGACCCCAUGGGCAUUUAACGUAGUUCAAGAUCCAAAAAAAUGGAAACCUUGGAAACCGAAAGAUGUAGCAAAUGCUUUGGACGUAAUUGAGAAAACAACACGUAGUUAUGGACCUGAAGCUGCAAACACUCCAAUAUUUAUUCCGGAACUUCAAGGUGGUUGGUUCACUACUUAUAAAUUACAACAUACUUUUGAUGAUGUCUAUAAUUAUUACGGUGGUGCUUUUACGCGUACCGCGUACGAGUCCGUGCUAGCUCAGGGUUGUACCAUGGCAUCAAUCUAUAUGGUAUAUGGCGGAACAAACUGGGGAACCUUAGGCGAUCUUGACGGCUACACAUCUUACGAUUAUUCUGCAUGUGUUCGAGAAUACGGUUAUAUGUCUUCCCGUAUACGUGAAUUACGUUUAGGAAUUCAUUUUAUAAGAAGUUUUUCAGAUUUAUUCACUAAAACUGAGCGUGUUAAAAAUCCAAAUAUUUCAACUUCUAUAAAGAAUGUUUUCAAUCUUCAAAGACAAUCAGUGAUGAAAAAUGUAAAACGUGGUGAUGAAGUUUUAUUCUCAUUCUUUCGUAAUUUUAACGAUCAAAAACUUCCUAUAUUUCAAGUAUUUGUUAAAUAUAAGGAAGGUCAAAGACGUGAACAAAAAUUUUCAAUGAAUUGUUUUUUACAAUAUAAAACUUCUUUUAUAGCUUUAGGUAAUUAUAUAACAAUAACAGGUCUUAAAUUAAUUUUUUCUACUUUACCUAUUUAUUUAAGAAUAAUUCAAAAUCAAGUAAAUGAGAUUUGGAUAGUUCCAGUAAAUGAUGUUGGUGAAUUGGCUUUUCAAGGUGAAGUCACUAUAGAUGGAAAUCUUGGUUCUUCUAUAAGAAAAGUUGGUCAUGCUAUUCAUAUUGUAUCUUUCAAUGGUGUUGGAGGUUUCGCAAGAAUUAGAAAUGCCGAUUCUAAAGGAGAUUUAUAUAUUUUGGCUUUACGUAACGAAUCUUUAAAUGUUUAUUUUGAUCCUUUAAAUUCCGUGUUGGAAACUCAAUAUGGUGAUCAAGAACAUGAUAUAACAAUUUUAUUUUCUCGUGAACCUUCAAAACACGUUCGUUUUCAAUCUCAUCCAACUUAUCCAUUACCUUUUGUUUAUAAAAAACAAUUUACUGCUGGUGAAAAAACUUCUGAAGUACAUUUGGUACCUAAGUUAUUAAGAUGGAGAUAUCGUACUACGGAUUUUAAUGAUUUAGAUUGGAGAAAAAUUGAUCUUAAGAAUGGUGGUCCAAUUGAAAAUUAUUACGCUUCAGGUCAUAUUUUAUAUAAUGCUAGAUUUUCGAGUAAUUAUUCAUCUAGUAAAGUAAAUUUAUCUAUUAACAUGAGACAUAGAUGUACUAUAUUUGUUAAUGGUAGAUUCGUUGGUGGUCAUACAACAUAUUCAAGACAACUUUUCUUUCCUGGAUCAAAAUUUGGUCCUGAAUUAUUUAAAUAUUUAGGAGGUGAAAAAUACGAUAUAACUCAAUUUCUUCAUCCAAAUGGUGAUGAAGAAAAAAAUUCGUUAGUAAUUUUAGUAGAAAAUUGGGGAAUAAGUCGACAAUCUGUAAUAUUUAAUGAUGUAAGAAAUCCUAGAGGAAUAAUUUCGGCAAAUAUUGAUGGAUUAGUUAAAGAAACUAAAUUAAAUUGGAGUAUUUGUGGUGUUGAUUUACGUAAAUUAGAUAAUCCUUUUAAUACUAGUGGAAUACCUGAUGAACAUAAAAAUUUUGAUUGGAAAGAAAGUGAAAAAGGAAUUAAUGGUUAUGGUGUUAUACCUAACGAUGGAAUAAAAUGGUGGAGUUUUAGAUUUUCUCAUCCUUUAGAAAGUAAAUUUAAAGAUAUAUUAAAUGCUCCUUUAAGAUUAGUACUUUAUGGUUCAUUUACUUCUUAUAUAUUUUUAAAUGAUACAUUAAUUGGAAGGUAUUACGGGAAUGGUGAUUGUGCUCAACAUGAUUAUUAUUUAAUGGAUGGAUUAUUAAAAUUUGGUGAUGAAGAAAAUCAAAUUACUAUGAUGGUAUAUUCAUGGGAAACCGUUAAUCCCGAAGAAAUUAUUGUUGAAAUUAGAGGUUGGGAAAUUGAUGAUGUCAAAAAAACUGGAAAUUUAAUUAAACCUAAAAAAGGGGUAGACGAAGAUAUUGACGAAGUUAAACCUUGGAUUGUUAGAAAAGAACAUAUUCCUUUAACAUGA
Dentiscutata erythropus is the source of this 3060-nucleotide messenger RNA. Lineage: Eukaryota; Fungi; Glomeromycota; Glomeromycetes; Diversisporales; Gigasporaceae. The record is from the annotation of a GenBank genome assembly.